Messenger RNA from Triticum turgidum subsp. durum (durum wheat), 840 nucleotides. Lineage: Eukaryota; Viridiplantae; Streptophyta; Magnoliopsida; Poales; Poaceae. The record is from the annotation of a GenBank genome assembly.
AUGAAUGAGUGGUUCUUCUCCGUCGACCGGGACGACGACGACGGCCUGAUGGGCCUGAUGGGCCUCCUCUCGCCCCCGCCCGCGGUGGUGCACCAGGGCAGCGCCUUCGCGCCGUACCAGCGGCGUAGUACGGCGACGUCGUCGUUGCUCGUGUCCCCGGGCCGGCGGCAGCGCGCGCGGGGCAGAGCCAACGUCCACCGGAGCAUGGACGAGUACUUGAGGCGCAUGAAUGGCCUUGAGUCAUCUCCCCAGGGGACAUCUUCGAAUGAGCCGAUCGAGCCGCAGGUGCCGCGCAGCUCGGCGUUCCGGCACAUCACGCGGGAGCGGCUGCGGCGGGAGCGCCUCAGCCAGGGCUACGCCGACAUCCACGCCCUCCUGCCCCCGGGACGGGCAUCAAACGGUGCCAAGAACUGCCUCCUCGCCGCGGCGGUCGACUACAUCAGGGAGCUGGAGGGGAGGAAGGGCCGGCUUGACGCGCGGAAUGCAGAGCUGGUGAGAUCGUCAGAAUCAGACGGCGCGUCCGGCGGCGGCGUGGUGGUCAAGGUGCGCGGCGAGGGCGGGUAUUCUUCUAUGGCUGGCGUGCUUGAGGCGGUGCUCCGGCGGCUCAAAGCCAUGGAGGAGCAGCGGGUGACGGCGAUCCGGUCGUGGUGCUGUGACGGCGCCAUGUGCAUGGACGUCGCGGUCGCGGUGGAGUCCAAGGUAUCUUCGUUUGAGGCAGACAUGCGAAUAACAAAUGCCUUGAUGGACCUUGAGGAAAUCAAAUCCUGCCGCUCGCAGGAUCCAAUGAAGCGUACCUCCAACUUUAGUUGUCAAGUUGUAAGUGGUGAACUGAUGAGUUGA